This is a messenger RNA of Anolis sagrei ordinatus, 1998 nucleotides long. RefSeq names its product 1-phosphatidylinositol 4,5-bisphosphate phosphodiesterase zeta-1. Gene Ontology annotation, biological process: phosphatidylinositol-mediated signaling; positive regulation of cytosolic calcium ion concentration involved in egg activation; release of sequestered calcium ion into cytosol. NCBI's taxonomy places the organism in Eukaryota, Metazoa, Chordata, Lepidosauria, Squamata, Anolidae. The record is from RefSeq and is a predicted model, not a curated record. Gene Ontology annotation, molecular function: phosphatidylinositol-4,5-bisphosphate phospholipase C activity. Gene Ontology annotation, cellular component: nucleus.
AUGAUAAAUAUAUUAUCAAGUGCAGUUUGGCAUGGAAAAGGGAAAGAGAAAGGUUAUUUAUAUAGAUUGUCGAUUUCCUUAACUGGCUUUGCAUUCACAUGGUUUCUAAAUGUCAUCCAGGAGAAGUUUAAAAAAGGGAAGAUUAGUUUUGAUAGUACCUUGGAAUUGCUUGGUAAAUUUGACAUCCCCUUUGAUUACAUUCAUGUGAAAUACAUUUUUAAGGCAAGUAAUUCAUUGAAAUCUGGAACGAUCAAUUUAGAGGAUUUUAAAGGAAUUUAUCAGGCCAUAGCACACAGAGGCGAAAUUCAUGAACUCUUCAAAACUCAUUCUCCAAACCACAAAGUUCUCCUGCUAUCAAAUCUGGUUGAAUUUCUUAGAAAUGAGCAGUUUGAACUGGAAGCUGAUGAAACAACUGCUUCUCAUCUCAUUGCAAAGUUUGAGCCCAUUGAAGAAGCAAGGAGAAACUGUGAGAUGACAUUUGAAGGAUUUCUAAGAUACAUGACUUCAGAGGACUGCAUGAUUUUUAAAACUGAGCAUCAAAGUGUUUACCAAGAUAUGUCCCAUCCGUUAUGUGAAUACUUUAUUUCAUCCUCACAUAACACGUACCUCAUAUCUGAUCAGCUAAUCGGGCCAAGUCAUCUGUGGGGCUAUGCAAGUGCUCUGAUGAAAGGAUGUCGCUGCUUGGAAAUUGACUGCUGGGAUGGACCAUGCAAUGAUCCUGUUGUUUAUCAUGGACACACAUUAACAAGCAAAAUCAGCUUUAAGACUGUCAUCCAGGUGAUCAAUAAGUAUGCAUUUUUGGUCUCUGAUUACCCUCUGCUCCUGUCUUUGGAAAAUCACUGCAGCCCUAAACAGCAGGAAGUAAUUGCAGAUUAUCUGACAAGUAUCCUAGGUGACAAGUUGGUUGCAUCUACAAUUGAUGAUAAGGUGCCAACCGAGUUGCCCUCUCCUGAGGCGCUGAAAUUCAAAAUAGUGAUAAAAAAUAAGAAACUUGGAACACUUGAAGAAACACUUGCAAGGAGGGGCACUGACAGCCAUGGUCAGACAGGAGAAUUUGAAGAGGAGGAAUCAAGUGAUGAAGGGGAGGAGGAAGAUGAUGUCCCUGUCCACCCCAAGCAGCCCCUGCUUAAGAAAAGACAAUCACGUUGGAAAGGUCCAGGCUCACCUCGAAAAAAGCAACAAAUGAAGAAAAUAAAGAUGGCUCUGGCACUGUCCGACCUUGUGAUUUAUGCUAAAUCUCGAAAGUUUGUAAGCUUUGAAGACUCUAGAGAAAAGCAACUUUUUUAUGAAAAUAAUUCAAUCGGAGAGGCAAAAGCCCGAAAACUGGAAAAACUGCAAGCCGAUGAAUUUAUUCAACAUACAUCCCGAUUUCUUACAAGAAUAUACCCCAAGGGAACACGAACCACCUCCUCCAAUUAUAAUCCUCAGGAGUUCUGGAAUGUCGGAUGCCAGUUGGUGGCAUUAAAUUUCCAAACACCUGGACUACAAAUGGAUCUUCAAACUGGGAAAUUUUUAGACAAUGGUGGUUCUGGAUAUAUUCUAAAGCCAGAGUAUCUCAGAAUGAUGGACACAGAGUUUUCACCCUAUGCUCUUGCUACAAAUCGUGUACCAGUUGUUCUUACAAUAAAGCUUAUAAGUGGUCAUCAGUUGCCACCCAGCAGUCUCUCAAGGACUAAUAAAGCCAACCCCCUUGUUGUAAUAGAAAUAUAUGGUGUUCCAGAAGAUCAGACAAAACAACACAGUUGUGUGGUUAAGGGCAAUGCGUUGUGUCCUAAGUGGAAUGAAACAUUCACAUUUAAUAUCCAAGUUCCAGAGCUUGCCUUAGUGCGAUUUGUUGUAGAAGACCAGCUUUCUCUCACAGCCAAUGGCUUCCUUGGCCAGUACACUUUGCCACUUUUGAGCAUGAAUAAAGGUUAUCGCCAGGUUCCACUGCUGUCCAAACUUGGUGUCAGUCUGCGACCUGCUUCUCUCUUUGUACAUGUCUGGUAUUUUAACUAA